AUGCGUAAGUGCAAAGUCUUUGUUGGCAAUUCACAUCCUGAAUUGGGUAAAUUAGUUUGUGAACGUUUAGGUAUCGAACCUGCUCCAUGUACUUUAAAAAAAUUUGCUAAUGGUGAAACUUCAGUCCAAAUUGGUGUCUCUGUCAGAGAUGAAGAUGUCUAUGUCAUCCAAUCAGGGUCUCCAACUGUCAAUGACCAUAUUAUGGAAUUAUUGAUCCUAGUCUCUGCAUGUAGAGGUGGUUCUGCAAGAAAGAUUACUGCUGUGAUUCCUCAAUUCCCAUAUUCUAAACAAUGUAAAAUGAAGAAACACAGAGGCGCUAUUACUGCAAGAAUGUUAGCUAACUUAUUAGUCAUGGCAGGUGCUGAUCAUGUUGUGUCCAUGGACUUACAUGCAUCUCAAAUGCAAGGCUUCUUUACUAAACCAGUCGAUAACCUUUAUGGGGCUCCAAGUUUAGCUAGAUGGAUCAGAGAAAAUGUUCCUGAUUACCAAAAUGCCGUUGUUGUUUCUAAGAAUGCUGGUGGUACAAAGAGGGUCACUGCUUUAGCCGAUUCUUUGAAGAUUAAUUUUGCUAUGAUCCAUACUGAUCGCCGUCGUUCCAAAGAUCUUUACUCCCAAAAUAAAGAUUUACAACAAUUAAAACUAAGAAAACAGUCUAUGUUAAGAAAGAAUAGACCAAUCAUUAGACCAGGUGAUCACCCAGAUGAAGAAGAAAAUAUUAUAUUGACCAACGGUAUCCAAACUGCUAGAAUUCGUAAUGGUCAUGUAAUUGGUGAUGAUGAAGCUGACGAAAUUAAUAACGAAGAAGCUAUGGAAACUGAUGAAGAAGAUCUGACUUUAUCAGUAAGUGAUUCUCAUUCCUAUGCCCUUGGUGGUACCUAUGAUGCAGCUGACUCAGAAGAUGAAGAUGCUGAUGCAUCAACUGUUCCAAAAGAAAAGUUAAUCACUUUAGUUGGUAACGUUCAUGAUCGUGCUGCCAUUAUCUUAGAUGAUAUGAUCAAUAGACCGGGCUCUUUUAUCAGUGCUGCUGAGCAUUUAGUUCAAAACUGUGGUGCCAAAAGAGUCUACGUCGUUGCUACUCAUGGUAUUUUUACCGGUAAUUGUUUGGAAGAAUUAGAAAAAUGUCAAUAUAUUCAUCAAAUUGUUGUAACUAACACUUAUCCAAUUUCUAAGGAAAGUUCUGAAAAAUCUAAGAAGUUAGUUGUAAUUGAUGUGUCUCCAAUUUUCGCCGAAUGUAUUCGUCGUGACCAUUACGGUGAAAGCAUCUCCGUUUUGUUUGAUUCCUUAGCCACUAUAUGA
This is a messenger RNA of Arxiozyma heterogenica, 1296 nucleotides long. RefSeq names its product ribose phosphate diphosphokinase subunit PRS1 (gene PRS1). Bases 1 to 1296 code for a protein of 431 amino acids. Gene Ontology annotation, cellular component: ribose phosphate diphosphokinase complex; cytoplasm. NCBI's taxonomy places the organism in Eukaryota, Fungi, Ascomycota, Saccharomycetes, Saccharomycetales, Saccharomycetaceae. Gene Ontology annotation, molecular function: magnesium ion binding; ribose phosphate diphosphokinase activity. The transcript has a single exon. The record is from RefSeq and is a predicted model, not a curated record. Gene Ontology annotation, biological process: 5-phosphoribose 1-diphosphate biosynthetic process; purine nucleotide biosynthetic process; ribonucleoside monophosphate biosynthetic process.